Miscanthus lutarioriparius is the source of this 3081-nucleotide messenger RNA. NCBI's taxonomy places the organism in Eukaryota, Viridiplantae, Streptophyta, Magnoliopsida, Poales, Poaceae. The record is from the annotation of a GenBank genome assembly.
AUGUCGCAGAUCCUCCGCCGCCGCCUCUCCGCCCACUCCCACGGCUGCCGCCGCCUCAGCUCCGCGGUCUACGGCGGCGGCGGCGGGAGGCGGCGUGCCGGGGCCGUGCAGCCGCCGCAGGACGACGAGGCCAGCCGGGCGGUGCGGGUGUCGGUGUGGUGGGACUUCGAGAACUGCAACAUCCCCAACGGCGUUAACGUCUACCGCGUCGCCCCGCGCGUGUCCGCCGCGCUCCGCGCCGCCGGCAUCCGCGGGCCGCUCUCCAUCACCGCCUUCGGCGACGUGCUGCAGCUCGCGCGGUCCUCACAGGAGGCGCUCGCCGCCACGGGCGUCUCCAUCUCCCACGUCCCAAGCAGUGGGAAUAAUAGUUCUGACCGCUCUUUUAUGGCUGAUCUUGUCUACUGGAUUGCUCAGAAUCCGCCACCAGUUCAUUUCUUCCUUAUAUCUGGGGAUAAAGAUUUUGCAAACAUCUUGCAUCGGUUGCGAAUGAGCAACUACAAUGUACUGCUUGCUUGUCCUAGUAAUGCUACCAGUGUACUGUGCAGUGCAGCAACAAUCAUGUGGCCUUGGGAUGGUUUAGUUAGAGGGGAGGAUUUGUCACCAAAACGUUUUAACCACCCACCGGAUGGUUUACAUGGAUCUUGGUAUGGUCACUACCGAGGAGCCCUUGAUGACCCCUCCCUGGAGAAGGAAUCAAAGGAACCCAUCAAGGUAGCAUCUGAUCCAAAGCAUUUUUCAGUACCAUCUGAUACCAAGCCUAGCCCAGUCCCUAAAUAUGUAACAAAUGCAAUUCUGGAGAUACUACCUUCAUAUCCUGAAGGGAUGAGGAUCUCAGAUCUCCGAGUACAGCUUAUAAAGAACAGAAUUGAUCUGGGUACAGAUUUUUUUGGCCACAUGAAAUUCUCUUGCCUUCUUGAAUCAAUGCCAGAUGUUAAAUUAGUAGGUCCUCCAAAUGGUGAAAACGAACCAUAUGCAAUUCCUGUCAACAAAAGACUUCUGCAGCCUGGUGACAGAGCCCUUGAUGGCCCCUUCCUGGAGAAGGAAUCAGAGGAACCCAUCAAGGUACCAUCUGAGUCCCAGCAUUGUUCAGUACCAUCUGAUACCAAGCCUAGCUCAGUUCCUAAAUAUGUAACAAAUGCAAUUCUGGAGGUACUGCCUUCAUAUCCUGAAGGGAUCAACCUUUCACUACUCCGGGGAGAGCUUAAGAAGAAAAAAAUUUGUCUCGGUCCAGAUUUUUUUGGCCACAAGAAAUUCUCUUGCCUUCUCCAAUCAAUACCAGAUAUUGUUGAAUUAGUGGGUCUUCAAACUGGUGAAGGAUAUGCAAUUGCUGUCAACAGAAGAUUGCUGCAGCCUGGUGACGGAUGUACUAAGACCCUUAGCUCAGCUCAAUGUAAUGUCAGGGAGAAUAACCCAACUGGGACAGCACACACUAAUAAGAAGCAUACACUAAGUUCUUCUCAAAGCAUUGACCGGAGCGGAAGCUUCACAGAGACACUAAGUGAACACCUACCUACAUUUUCUGUGUUACCUUCCCCAUCAAAUGGGCUAUCUGAGGACCAAAAUGAGUGCCCAGUGGCUGAUGUGAGUGGGUCGACAGAGUCACCAGCAAAGCACAGGGAAGUUGAUGAAAUGACUACCCCUGGAACUCCCUCUUCCUCAGGGGUGGAAAAUGCUGCUAACAAAGAUGGAUUCUUUAAAAGGAUCUGGACAAUGUGGAAUGGCCCCGAGAAUGUUAAGUCUGAGGUUUCUCAAAAUUGUGAAAGCACUUCUGCUGAAGUGAUUGAUGAUUUGCAAACUCCUCUAGAAGAGUGUAAUGCUGAUCGCCGUACAAAGCUUUUGAGGAGGAUCCAUAAGACCUCUUCCAAAAAUGACCGCUCAGAUGGUACUGAGAGCACGGCAGCAGUAAGUGAUAAUUUAUCAAUUUCAUUAGGUGAUGAUCAUUCUGAAAAAAUAAAGAGAGAUCCAUCAAUUCCUGAAAACCCAGAACCAUGCAGAAAACCUGUUGCUGUUUCCAUGAGUAAAUCUGGAAAAAAGGAUGAUAUUUCUGAAAUGAAUCGGGGCCUGUUUAACUGGGCUUCAAGGUGGUGGACGUUUGGAAAAUCAGAUGCAGAUAGUAGUACAACCAACAUAAAUGCCGCUGAUGAACCGAAGUCUGACUCUAUUGAAGAAUUUGAAUCUUCAAAUGCUCCAACUUAUGGAAGUGCACAGCAGGUGGUUCAUGAAAUAUUUACAAAGCCUGAUUUGUGGGCAGUUUUGGAGCAACAGUUAUCAGAACCUCUUGGGUCUGAGGUUAUUUUGAAAGCAAAGACAAGUGGGAAGCCACAAAAGGGCAAGUAUGUUGAUGAUAAAAGUAGGAAAAACAAGUCUUUCACUAGGGAGGAGAUACUAUCAGAUUGUCACAAGUUGUUGAAGGAGCUUCUUUCUGAGUCUGAAUAUGGAUUCAACAUUGGAAUUUUCAAGCGUCGCUUUACUCAGAAGUAUGGAUACGAGCUUGAUCACCGGAAGCUUGGGUAUCCGGACCUUGAAUCACUGUUGCAAAUUAUGCCUGAUGCAAGGGUCAAAUUCCCAAGGGUUAUGCCUUCAGAACACAGGAACGGCCAGGGUGGCAACAAGGGAAAUGGAAACCGAAGCAAUGGCGAUGACUUGAUUUGGGAGGAGCUUGGUCCUGUAUCUGCCACUACUGAAACUGCUGCUGCAGGGGUCAACAAGGAAAUGUGCUACUGUCCUCCCACUCCUUCAGAUGAUGAAUUCUCGGAUAGCGACAGUAUAAAGGAUCAGCAGCCUAGAAGAAAUGCUGAGCAGCAGAGCUCCCUUCUCCAGAUCAUUGGUUCUUGGAACAGUAGCAAGAGUGAUGGCUCUAGCAAGAAACCUCUAGACAUUGAUGGGUUGGUGGACUGUUCUAGAGGCGGCCCAGGCAAUCUUGACAGUAUGGCCUCAGGAAAGGCUCAGACGUCUUCAAAACUAUUGCAUAGGCAGUACUCUUUCGUGUCAGACUCCGGGGAAGACAGUGAGCCGGAUAAGCUAGUUGAGAGUGUCUUGGGCAGUCUGCAAAAAGCACGGGGCUCAAAGUUGCACAAUUGA